GUGGAGCAAAGGCAAGGGGAAACGCUCCCCCGGAGCAUUUCGGCGGGGGUCCCACCAGCUCAGCUGGGCCAUGUGGUUUCCAGUGGAUAAGGGGCUGGCUCCAGGAUGGAGACCCCGUCCUAUUCCUGUUGUGGGACUUGGCUGCCCCCAAAAGGGGCUGACACAACCCCCUGCCUGGUGCCCGGCAGGUCCCCGCACACCGCCCUGCUCUGCUGCUGCCAGCCCCUCGCCCACAAAAACAAACUUGACCCUGGUGUACUCGCUGUGCCUCGCCUGGGAUGUGGCCAGUGAUUCAUUUCCACUGCCAGAGCCCCAUGUUGACAUUGAAAGGGGCGUUAUCACAGGUGCUGGUACACCGGGGCGAGGGUGUACCUGUUGGUAUAAGAACAACGCCGCGGCGCUGCCCACACCCACAGAGCCCAGACGAGGCCAGCGCUGCCGAGGAACUGCUGACAUGAAGUGCCUCCUCCUCCUCGCCAUGCUCUGCCUCUCCCUGUCCAGCGGCUUGAAAAGGGUGACCCUGACACGGCAUCGCUCCCUGCGGAAGUCGCUGCGGGACCGUGGGCAGCUCUCCCACUUCUGGAAAGCCCACAGGCUCGACAUGGUCCAGUACAGCGAAGACUGCAGUGCCUUCACUGAUGCCAACGAGCCUCUCAUCAACUACCUGGAUAUGGAGUAUUUCGGGCAGAUCUCCAUCGGGACGCCCCCCCAGAACUUCACCGUGAUAUUCGACACGGGCUCCUCCAACCUCUGGGUGCCGUCCAUCUACUGCACCAGCAAAGCCUGCGCUGAGCACGCCAAGUUUCAUCCGUCACAGUCCAGCACGUACCAGAUGAUAGGGACCCCCUUCUCCAUCCAGUACGGGACCGGCAGUUUGACGGGGGUCAUCGGAUCUGACCAAGUAGUCGUCGAGGGCCUCGCCGUGAGCAACCAGCAGUUUGCAGAGAGCGUCAGCGAGCCGGGAAAAGCCUUCCUGAACGCUGAGUUUGAUGGGAUCCUGGGGCUGGCUUACCCCUCGCUGGCCGUGGAUGGGGUCACCCCCGUCUUCGACAACAUGAUGGCACAGAAUCUGGUGGAGCUGCCCAUGUUCUCUGUCUACAUGAGCUCGAACCCUGAAUCCUCCCUGGGAGGAGAGCUGCUCUUUGGUGGCUUUGACCCCUCUCGCUUCAUGGGGACCCUGAACUGGGUGCCGGUCACCCAGCAAGGGUACUGGCAGAUCCAGCUAGACAACAUCCAGCUGGACGGGACGGUGGCUUUCUGCGCCAACGGCUGCCAGGCCAUCGUGGACACUGGGACGUCACUCAUCACAGGUCCCACCAAGGAUAUAAAAGAAUUACAAAGCUAUAUUGGUGCCACACCUAUGGACGGAGAGUACGCUAUAGAGUGCAACAACCUCAACGUGAUGCCCACCGUGACCUUCACCAUCAACGGGCUCCCCUACACGCUCGGCGCCCCGGCCUACACCCUCAUGGAGAACAGCGAUGGCAUGACCUUCUGCAUGAGCGGCUUCCAGGGGAUGGACAUCGCCCCUCCCGCUGGACCCCUCUGGAUUUUGGGUGAUGUUUUCAUCCGUCAAUUUUACUCCGUCUUCGACCGUGGAAAUAACAGGGUGGGGUUGGCCCCUGCUGUCCCUUAGGGCUGUGGCAUCCAGUGGGGCAGGAGGGGAACAGGGCCGUGGGGCACUGCCCUCGGGCGGGGCAGGGGAUUUCACUGUUGCGUCAGUGUCCCCAAAGGUGAUGAAGACACCCAGGGACCACAGCUGAAGAGCCCAGCAGAAGUUCGGUUCACGCCAGGAAGCCAUUUCAUAAUGAAUACAAAAAUGUCUUGAGCAGCUCUGUGAUCUGCUUUGCAGAUUCUCUUUUUAAAAAUGGGUCAAUAAAAGCUUUA
Molecule: messenger RNA, 1887 nt
Organism: Phalacrocorax carbo (great cormorant)
Lineage: Eukaryota; Metazoa; Chordata; Aves; Suliformes; Phalacrocoracidae
Source: RefSeq, a predicted model, not a curated record